Molecule: messenger RNA, 1217 nt
Organism: Xenopus laevis (African clawed frog)
Lineage: Eukaryota; Metazoa; Chordata; Amphibia; Anura; Pipidae
Gene: efna1.S
Product: ephrin-A1 S homeolog
Exons: 5
Coding region: 33-683 (216 amino acids)
Biological process (GO): ephrin receptor signaling pathway; axon guidance; positive regulation of intracellular signal transduction
Cellular component (GO): membrane; plasma membrane
Molecular function (GO): ephrin receptor binding
Source: RefSeq, a predicted model, not a curated record
AAAGGGCUGGGCUCCUCCCCGGCGCCAGUAGAAUGAUGGAGUUGUACAGAGCGGCGGUGCAGCUGAUUGUUGGGGUCGGUCUCGGGGUCGGUCUGUGGCUGCGGGAGGCGCAGGGGGAGCGACACAUCGUGUUCUGGAACAGCAGUAACUACAGGUUUAUGCAGGAGGAUUACACGGUGCAGGUGCAGCUCAACGAUUACCUGGACAUCGUGUGCCCAUAUUAUGAGGAGGGGAGCGUGGCCGGGCACACCGUGGAGCGUUACACCCUGUUCCUGGUGGACUACGAGGAGUACGAGACCUGCAAGCCCAAAUCCAAGGACCAAGUGCGCUGGGAGUGCAACAAGCCCUUUGCCCCACACGGGCCGGAGAAAUUCUGCGAGAAAUUCCAGAAAUUCACUCCCUUCACCCUGGGCACGGAGUUCCGCGAGGGCGGCACCUACUACUAUAUCUCUAAACCCAUCCACUACCACGGCGAGAGCUGCAUGAGGCUCAGGGUCCACGUGUCGGGGAGAACAACUCCGCCUCCUGUUAACGUUCACACACCGAGAUCCCACAUCCAAUCAGAUGAACCAGAGGUUCCGCUCCCGGGGGUUAUGAAGAGCGUGGCUGGUAACUCUGCUGCACCAGGAACUCCCUGCACCCUGUAUGGGCUGCUCCUGGCCGCACUCCUGCUCAGAUUGUGAUGGGACUCAGACUCUUUUACUGCUCACCUGGGCAGGCUCUGGGCCCGGCACAUGGACAGGCCACGCCCCCGGGGGACCCCCAAAAGAGCCACACGACCAAAGAUGCACAAAUGGUGCAAAGGACAAAGGAUUGUGACAAUGGUGCACUUUCUCCAUCUGAGGAAAGGCCACGCCCCCAGCAGAACCUCGCAGGUUGAGGUCUAGUGUUGGACCCGCCCCCACGGAGCUGGCGGCAGAAGAGGGGUCAGUAGGAGCGACAGGAACAAUAUUUGUUCUUCUACAGUUUGGUGCCAUCGCGGGAAUCGGUGGUGCCAACAUCUAAGUGUAAAUACAGAGAAUUUAUACCGAUUUUAUUUAUACGACUAACCCUCCUGUGUGCCAGGAGCCUGGACUCUAACCCCACCCCCCAGGAGCCUGGACGCCCCUGUACCCCAAUACCCACAUGGAUUAAUUGGCGCCCGUAUAAGGAAUGUACAGAUGUGGAAUUUGUUUUUUUUUUUACAAGUCUUAAUAAAGAGGAAAUUUCUAUGAAAA